Molecule: messenger RNA, 1152 nt
Organism: Chenopodium quinoa (quinoa)
Lineage: Eukaryota; Viridiplantae; Streptophyta; Magnoliopsida; Caryophyllales; Amaranthaceae
Exons: 1
Coding region: 1-1152 (383 amino acids)
Source: RefSeq, a predicted model, not a curated record
AUGGUCAUGCAUCCCCCGCAGACCUUAGAGGAAGCUGUCGACGCUUCGAACAAAUACAUCCAGGUCGAGGAGUGGAACAAAACCAAGUCCCAACCACAAAGUGGGACAGGUAAGGCAAAGGGACAUCAGUCUAAAGGCCAGGGCCAAAGGAAAGGGAAGGCGAAAGCCUCAAAACUUUCCUCGGCAGCUGAGCCGAAAAAAGACAAAACCCCAUUCGUAAGGAAAUAUGAAUCCUACACUCCUCUCGCUCUUCCUCGUGCUAAAAUCUAUAGCAUAACAAAGAACAACGAGAAGUGGAAGAAGCCGCAGGCGCCACCAUCGUGGCACCAAAGCAAAAACAAAAACAAGUGGUGUGAGUUCCAUGAUGCCCAUAGACACAACACCGAAGAAUGUAUCCAGCUGAAGGAUCAGAUCGAGGAUAUGGUCCGAAAAGGAUAUCUGAAAAAAUACAUCGCAGACCAUCGCGAGGAGAAGAAAGCCGAGCAAGACUCUCGGCAUCAGAUAGACUUUAGCCAGAAAAAAGACAAGCCGCAAGAUAAGGAGAAUCCUGGCAUACUUGUCAUUUCCGGGGGGAUGAGCUCUAGCAACGCUCGUAAGCGCCACUUGAGGGGUCUCACCCAUCAAGUCAAUCAUGCCUCCAUCCGAGGCCCCAAAUCUUUGGUUCCGAACAUUACGUUCACAGCUGAAUACUGCCGGGGGGUAGCAUACCCCCAUGAUGACCUGUUGGUGAUAAUCACAGGGAUUGCAAACCACAACGUCUGGCGAACCCUCGUCGACGGUGGCAGUGCAUCGAACAUCCUAUUUCGGGAUGCUUACAACCGUCUGAAGCUGCAAACCAAGGACCUUAGUCCGGUGCCCUACCCGGUCACAGUAUUUAACGGUUCUAAAACAUAUCCAGACGGGAAGAUCACCCUUCCCAUCACCAUCGGCAAAGACAAAGCAGCCAGAAACGUCAUGGCCAAAUUUCUGGUCAUAGACGUUCCAUCUGUCUACAAUGUGAUCAUGGGUGAUCCAUCAGGUCCAAGAAGUGGUCUCCACAUAUCAUCAAACGAUGAUAUACGUGUCGGACGAAGGCCACUCCGAAAGAAUUCAAGGGAGCCAAGAAGCUGCCCGAAAAUGAAACUACCACAAGCCAUCCAAGGAUCGUCGUGA